Messenger RNA from Sorex fumeus (smoky shrew), 10186 nucleotides. It is a transcript of the gene NBEAL1, whose product is annotated as neurobeachin like 1. Gene Ontology annotation, biological process: intracellular protein localization. The coding region runs from base 435 to 8594 and encodes 2719 amino acids. Gene Ontology annotation, cellular component: cytosol; membrane. The record is from RefSeq and is a predicted model, not a curated record. NCBI's taxonomy places the organism in Eukaryota, Metazoa, Chordata, Mammalia, Eulipotyphla, Soricidae. Gene Ontology annotation, molecular function: protein kinase binding. The transcript is spliced from 56 exons.
AGGUCUGGGGAAGCGGGCGAGGGAAGCGAGUUUGACGUCGUCGCGGUCGUGUCUGUGUGACCCUCCGCGUGAGCGCGGCGACUGGGCGGGGGUGGUCGGGCCGCGGGAGCCGCGUGGCAGAAAUGGGAGGGCCUUGGGUUCUGGAGGCCGAAAGCGCAGUCGGGGGGCGAGGUUGACCCUGUGGUGGCCGGUCGCUGCGGAUCGCCGGCGGAUUUCCUUCAUUGCAUCACUACCACUGAUGGAGGAGAUAUUGGAGUAAAUGCUGAAACUGGAUGGUACAGAGCAGAAGACAGUCCGUUUCACUUUUUCCCCCCCACUGCUUGAACUUUACUGUAACGGCUGAAAAACUUGGAAAAUAAAAAUGAACUUGCUGUUGUCUUGAACAUACUUUUUUUUUUUGGAGGAAAUAUUAAAGUGCCAGAGUGAAAACCACAAUGGCAUCCAGAGAGAGACUGUUUGAACUUUGGAUGCUUUAUUGUACAAAGAAAGACCCAGAUUAUCUGAAACUUUGGUUGGACAACUUUGUUUCUAGCUAUGAGCAGUUCUUAGAUGUUGACUUUGAAAAACUGCCCACCAGAGUGGAUGAUGUGCCUCCAGGAAUAUCUCUGCUUCCUGAUAAUAUCCUUCAGGUUCUGAGGAUCCAGCUGCUUCAUUGUGUUCAGAAAAUGGCAGAUGGCUUAGAGGAAGAACAACAGGCUUUAUCAAUUUUGCUUGUCAAGUUUUUCAUUAUUCUUUGCAGAAAUCUAUCUAACGUUGAAGAGAUUGGGACUUGUUCGUACAUUAAUCAUGUCAUCACUAUGACAACACUCUAUAUUCAGCAACUGAAAAGCAAAACAAAAGAGAAAGAAUUGGCAGAUCAAACUUCCAUUGAAGAAUUUGUGAUCCAUGCUUUGGCAUUUUGUGAAAGUUUAUAUGAUCCUUAUAGGAACUGGAGGCACAGAAUUUCAGGACGGACACUUAGUACUGUGGAAAGGAGCAGACAGAAAUAUAAACCAGCUUCUCUCACAGUAGAGUUUGUACCUUUCUUUUAUCAAUGUUUUCAGGAAAGUGAACAUCUCAAGGAAAGUCUUAAAUGUUGCUUAUUGCAUCUCUUUGGAGCUAUCGUGGCCGGUGGGCAGAGGAAUGCUCUGCAAGCAAUUUCUCCUGCCACCAUGGAAGUUCUUAUGAGAGUUUUGGCAGAUUGUGAUUCAUGGGAGGAUGGAAAUCCUGAAGAAGUGAGUAGGAAGGUAGAACUUACUCUGAAGUGCCUUACAGAAGUCGUACAUAUCCUUCUCACUAGCAGCUCUGACCAGCGCCAAGUGGAAACCAGCACUAUUCUGGAGAACUUUUUUAAAUUGCUAAAUUCAGACCAUUCUGCUUUACCUAAUCAAAAGAGGUCAAGGCAGUGGGAAAACCGGUUCAUAGCCCUACAGAUAAAAAUGCUGAAUACCAUCACAGCCAUGUUAGAUUGUAUGGAUAGACCUGUUCUUCAGGCCAUUUUCCUUAACAGCAAUUGCUUUGAACAUCUCAUACGAUUACUACAGAACUGCAAGCUGUUUUUAAAUGCUAACAAUAAGGUGGCAGACAAGAACGAGAAAGACCUUGCCAACAAAUUACUGACAGAAAUGAAUGAGGACCAGGUGUUGCAGGGACGGUUGGAUUGCUUGGCUGUAUCAACCAUUCAGGCUUUGACAGCAUUGAUGCACAAAUCUCCAGCUGCUAAGGAAGUAUUUAAAGAAAGAAUUGGUUAUAGACAUUUAUUGGAUGUAUUAAAAUCCCUGGGUCAGCCACCAUUGGAACUACUAAAAGAACUUAUGAAUAUGGCUGUAGAGGGUGAUCACACUUCAGUUGGGAUUUUGGGCAUUGGUAAUGUCCAGCCUCUUCUGCUUCUUAUCCAAUGGAUUCCAGAGCUAGAAUCCCAUGACCUGCAAAUCUUCAUCUCUGACUGGCUGAGAAGAAUUUGUUGUAUCAAUAGACAAAGUCGAACUACUUGUGUCAAUGCAAACAUGGGUAUUCAAAUUAUAGAAGCCCUCGAUUCCCAGUCUUCCCUCCAUCGAACUUGUGCUGAGAACUUGAUUGCACUUCAUGGUUCCCUGGGAAGUCAGUCAAUCAGUGCAGAAGAAAUUCAUCGAUUACUACGAUUACUAAGAGUGGAUGAAUCUGAGUUUAUUCACCCUUAUACCAUUUCUGUGACUCGAGCAAUCCUGAUGAUGGCCCGAAAACAAAGCCUAGAGAGUGCACUACAGUAUUUUAAUUUGUCACAUAGUAUGGCAGGAAUUUCUGUGCCUUCGAUACAGAAAUGGCCAGGGUCGGCCUUUUCUUUCAGUGCCUGGUUUUGUUUAGAUCAGGAUCAAUUGACUCUUGGCAAUGGUAACAAAGGAGGAAAAAGAAAACAAUUAUACAGCUUUUUUACAGGGAGUGGCAUGGGUUUUGAAGCUUUUGUUACCUAUGCAGGUAUGCUGGUUGUGGCCGUGUGCACAAAAAGAGAAUAUGCAACAGUUAUGUUACCUGACCACAGUUUUUGUGAUUCCCUUUGGCAUAAUAUAACCAUUGUUCACAUGCCUGGAAAAAGACCUUUUGGCCAGAGCCUUGUUUACAUCUAUGACAAUGGACAGCAAAAGGUCUCUGCCCCUCUCAGAUUUCCUGCCAUGAACGAGCCAUUUAUUUCCUGUUGCAUUGGUUCUGCUGGGCAAAGAACUACCACUCCUCCACCAUCCCAAAUCCCAGAUCCACCAUUUUCUUCUCCGAUUACCCCUCAUCGGACUUCAUUUGGUGGAAUACUGUCUUCAGCUUCCUGGGGUGGGACAAUUGACAAAUCAAAAUCAGUUACCAAAUUGAUAUCAGCUGGAACCCAAGAUAGUGAAUGGGGAUGUCCUACAUCUUUGGAGGGUCAGCUUGGGUCUGUUACCAUUUUUCAUGAAGCACUACAGCCUCCUCAGGUGAAGGCAUUAUAUUUAGCAGGACCAAACUGUUUAAAUCCUUGGAAAUUCCAAGACACUGACAUGGCUGAUGUGCCUGGUAAUGUCCUUCUCCACUACACUGCAAAGGCAUGCAAAAAUUCAAUCUGUCUUGAUUUAUCUACUAAUUGUUUGCAUGGAAGGUUAACGGGAAACAAAGUAGUAAAUUGGGACAUUAAGGACGCCAUAAAUUGCAUAGGUGGUUUAAAUGUACUCUUUCCUUUAUUGACUCAAAUCAGCCACUUCAGUGAAGGACGUAUUCCUGAAGAAACAAAUGAAAGCACAGUUUCUGAAUCGAUAGCACCUUUAGAAGGAGAUUGGGUGCUGUUGACCUCCACAAAGGCAUCAGAAUCAAGAUUAGAACGGAAUUUAAUUGCAACAUUUAUUUUGAUUGUGAAGCACUUUAUUCAAAGACAUCCUAUUAACCAGGAUAAUCUUAUUCACUCCCAUGGAGUUGCCACUCUUGGUGCCUUACUGCAGAAGGUGCCGAGCACCUUGAUGGAUGUUAAUGUAUUGAUGGCAAUUCAGUUGCUGAUUGAGCAGAUAUCACUAGAGAAAAAUACUCAACUCCUUCAACAAAUGUAUCAGUAUUUACUUUUUGACUUCCGAAUUUGGAACCAUGGAGAUUUUCCCUUUCGAAUUGGUCACAUACAAUAUCUCUCCACCAUCAUCAAAGAUAGCCGAAGAGUUUUCCGAAAGAAGUAUGGUGUGCAGUUUCUCCUAGAUAUACUUAGGAUUUAUUAUGGGAGUGAUUGUAAAUACAGUGAGCUGACUCUAGAUGAUAUUCGAACAAUAAGGACUUCUUUGUAUGCAUUAAUUAAGUAUUUUCUGUGCAAAGGUGGAACCCAUGAAGAGAUACAAAGUAUUAUGGGUUAUGUUGCUGCUGUCAAUGAAGAAGAACAGCUCUUUGGAGUUUUGGAUAUUCUUCUCAAUCUCCUACGUACUAGCCCAACCAGAGGCCAGCUUUUCUUACUGCUGUUUGAACCAGGAAAUGCUGACAUACUUUAUGCAUUGCUCUUAAAUCAGAAGUACUCUGACAGACUAAGAGAAAUCAUUUUUAAGGUUUUGGAGCAAAUGUUGAAAUGCACUAAUGUUUAUGAACGAAGUAAACAACGUAUUCGACUCAGAGAAGUUGGUUAUUCAGGAUUGGGACUUCUUCUUAAUGAAUCACCUGUUAGUGCCUCUCUUAUUAAAAACCUCAUCCAUCAAAUCAUCAAUACAGAUUCUGCUGUUAAUUUCAAAGAUCUAUUGUCUGUGAUUUAUAUAGCUCACAAAGCACAUGUAAAUGUCAGAGUUUUCAUCUGCAGAAAGGUUUUACAGAUUUUACAGUCCCAGCCAGAUGCAGCACACCAGAUAUCCCAACAAGUGGGCUGGCAAGAUACUUUAGUUAGACUCUUUUUAAAAGAAAAUUUUGAAAAUGGCACUGCGCUUCAAAAGCACAGUAGGGCUGUUUUAAUGAAAGAUCAUGAUAAGAACGUAUCAGCUGAAGAUACUAAGAAGAACUUUGAUGACAAGACAAAUGAAAAAAACUCAUUCCCAUCUAUUCAUAUGUCUUCAGAUCAGUGGAGUUUGGAAGACAGACAUUAUUUAGAAUCAAAUGUACCAUUUCAAGAAGGCUCAGGGGGAGAGUUGUCUUUCAAAUCAGAGAACCAAGAUGAAUUCUGGCAUAAUAACCAUUCACAUUUGAGUUUAGAUUUCAGUGAAUUUGACUCCUGUGAAAUGAGUGAUAGUGGAAGUCACAUGCCAGACAGCCUCCCUAGCACUCCAUCCCCAGUGGAAUCUACUAAGUCGUUUUCUGUGCAAUGUGAAAGGGAAAGUAGCAGCGCAAAUGAGAAGGACCUUAGUGAUGACUUCUCUUUACUUGAAUGUCAACAGAAAUGUGAAGAGGAGCUUCUUCAAUUGCUGACAAGUAUUUUGAAUUAUGUAAUGUGCAAGGGGCUGGAAAAGUCUGAUGAUGAAACUUGGAUUGAACGGGGUCAAGUGUUUUCAGCGCUAUCUAAACCAGGAAUAUCCAGUGAGCUACUUCAACCAUCAGAUGAAAUAAAACUAGUUUUGCUACAGAAGAUGUUAGAAUGGACAGUCACAGAAAACAGAGAUGCAAAAGCCAAUAUAGUAACUGCUGAAAAUGCCUUUCGACUCAUGUUGGUCAUACAGGACUUUCUGCAGUCAGAAGGACUUGUUAAUUCAAACAUGUGGACUGAGAAGCUUCUAGAGGAUAUGAAUCUGCUCUUUGAUAGUCUGUCAGUUUGGUAUUCUGAAAGUCCAGAGUCGAUAAAACUUUCUCAGAUUCAAGUACAGUUGCUUCUAGGAUUCAUUGAAAGGGGUAAUUUACAGGUUUGUGCAGUGGCAUCAGCUAAGCUAAAUACCCUUCUUCAGACCAAAGUGAUUGAAAAUCAAAAUGAAGCAUGUUAUAUAUUAGGGAAGCUUGAACAUGUUCUAAGUCAGUCAAUCAAGGAACAAACUGAAAUCUACUCAUUUCUGAUUCCUCUUGUACGAACUCUGGUUUCCAAAAUUUAUGAACUUCUCUUCAUGAACUUACACCUGCCAUCUUUACCUUUUACCAAUGGAAGCUCCUCGUUUUUUGAAGAUUUUCAAGAAUAUUGCAGUUCAAAUGAAUGGCAAGUUUACAUUGAAAAAUAUAUUGUACCUUAUAUGAAGCAAUAUGAAACUCACACACUUUUUGAUGGUCAUGAGAACAUGGCACUUUAUUGGAAAGACUGUUAUGAGGCCUUAAUGAUAAAUAUGCAUAAACGAGACCGGGAAGGAGGAGAAAGCAAGCUCCAGUUUCAGGAGUUUUUUGUGGUACCAUUUACUCGAAAAGCACGACAGGAGAACUUGAGGUAUAAUAAUAUGCUCAAACAACUUAGUAGUCAACACCUAGUAGCUCUGAGUCACUGGAAGACAAUACAGCUCUAUCUUACAUGUGAAAGGGGACCAUGGGCUGAAAGGAAGCAAAGAGAAAUGCACUGGAAACUAGCAAAUGUAGAAAAUUAUUCGCGCAUGAGACUAAAAUUGAUUCCGAAUUAUAACUUCAAAACCCAUGAUGAAGCUAGUGCUUCUAGAGAUAAUUUAGCAGGUAUCCAACACUCACAGCCUUCCAGUGAUUCUUUGCUUUUGGAAGUGGUGAAACAAGUAAAAGUUAAUGAUAUGAAGGAGGAUAAAUUAGACCUUCCUGAAGAGGAAUUAACUGCCAGGACAAAUAUUGAUGAGAAAGAAGAACAGGAUCAAAAAGAAAAAUUGGUUUUGUCAGAAGACUGUGAACUUAUUACAAUAAUUGACAUAAUUCCGGGCAGAUUGGAAAUCACUACUCAGCACAUUUACUUCCAUGAUGGCAGUUUUGAGAAAGAAGAUGGAGUAGGCUUUGAUUUCAAGUGGCCUCUUUCUCAAGUUCGAGAGAUUCACCUGCGGCGUUACAAUUUAAGGAGGUCAGCCCUUGAGAUUUUUCAUGUUGAUCAAUCCAACUACUUUCUCAAUUUCAAAAAAGAGGUUAGAAAUAAAGUAUAUAGCAGACUGCUGUCACUUCAUUCUCCAAAUAGUUAUGGAACUAGAUCACCACAGGAGUUAUUUAAAGCAUCAGGAUUGACGCAGAAAUGGGUAAACAGAGAGAUAUCCAAUUUUGACUACCUUAUUCAAAUAAAUACAAUAGCAGGAAGAACCUAUAAUGACCUUGCACAGUACCCUGUGUUUCCCUGGAUUUUACAAGACUACACUUCUGAAGAAUUGGACCUUAAUAACCCAGCUGUGUUUCGAGAUCUUUCCAAACCAAUUGGAGUUGUUAAUGAUAAAAAUGCUCAAGCUAUGAGAGAAAAAUAUGAAAAUUUUGAGGAUCCUAUGGGAACUAUUGAUAAGUUUCAUUAUGGUACUCACUACUCAAAUCCUGCAGGAGUCAUGCACUAUCUUAUCCGUACAGAACCAUUUACUACCCUUCAUAUCCAGCUUCAGAGUGGAAGGUUUGACUGUGCAGAUCGACAGUUCCAUUCCAUCCCUGCUACAUGGCAGACUCUCAUGGACAACACGUAUGAUGUGAAGGAACUUAUUCCUGAAUUCUUCUAUUUUCCAGAAUUUCUGGAAAAUCAAAAUCAAUUUAACUUGGGUCGUCUCCAAGUUUCCAAAGAACUAGUAAAUGAUGUCAUUCUCCCAAAAUGGGCUAAGUCAUCUGAAGAUUUUAUCUACAAGCAUAGGAAAGCUCUGGAAUCUGAACAUGUUUCUGCACAUCUUCAUGAAUGGAUAGAUCUGAUUUUUGGCUAUAAACAGAGAGGACCAGCUGCAGUGGAGGCACUUAAUGUAUUCUAUUACUGUAGCUAUGAAGGAGCUGUGGAUCUAGAUGCCUUAACUGAUGAGAAAGAAAGAAAAGCCUUAGAAGGAAUGAUUAAUAAUUUUGGGCAGACACCUUGUCAGCUGUUAAAGGAACCUCACCCUCCUAGGUUAUCAGCAGAGGAAGCAAUGCAGAAGCAAACCAAAACAGACACUUCGACCGUAAACUUAUUUCAACACCUCCUUGAACUCAAGUCAUUUUUCAUUGAGGGGAUUAGUGAUGGUAUUCCGCUAAUAAAGGCCAUUAUUCCCAAAAAUCAGUCUCGUUCAUUUAUGUCUCAGGGCAGUCCUGAGUUACUGGUAACAGUAAACACUAAUUACAUUAUUGGAACCCAUGGGUGGCUGCCAUAUGAUAGAAACAUUUCUAAUUAUUUUACAUUCUUGAAAGAUCAAACUGUGACAAAUCCAAAAACACAGCGUAGUAUGAAUCAUCCUUUUGCUCCAGGAUUGGAGAUCACUUCUAAACUAUUUAUAGUAUCACAUGAUGCGAAGUUGCUUUUCAGUGCUGGGCACUGGGAUAAUAGCAUUCAAGUGAUGUCACUUACAAAAGGCAAAAUUAUUUCACACAAUAUCAGACAUAUGGAUAUUGUUACUUGUUUAGCUAUAGAUUACUGUGGUAUACAUUUGAUAUCUGGAUCCAGAGACACUACAUGUAUGAUAUGGCAAAUAAUGCAACAGGGAGGUGUUCCUGUGGGCUUAGCAUCGAAACCCUUUCAGAUUCUUUAUGGACAUACUGAUGAAGUAUUGAGUGUCGGCAUCAGCACUGAGCUAGACAUGGCAGUGUCAGGAUCAAGGGAUGGCACUGUGAUAAUACACAGCAUUCAAAAAGGUCAAUAUAUGAGGACUUUACGGCCACCUUGUGAGAGUUCUCUCCUCCUAACCAUUCCAAAUUUGGCUAUAUCUUUGGAAGGACAUAUUGUCAUCUACUCGAGCAUUGAAGAAAAGAAUACACUAAAGGAUAAGAAUGCAUUACAUCUGUUUUCAAUAAAUGGCAAAUAUCUAGGGUCUCAAGUCCUGACAGAACAACUAUCAGACUUAUGCAUAAUUGGAGAACACAUUGUCAUGGGCAGCUUACAAGGGUUCCUGUCCAUCAGAGAUCUCUACAGCUUGAAUCUCAGCAUCAACCCAUUAUUCAUGCGAGUGCCUAUCCACUGUAUUUGUGUAACCAAAGAGUACAGCCAUAUUCUUGUUGGAUUAGAAGAUGGCAAAUUGAUUGUAGUCGGGGUUGGCAAACCAGCUGAGGUACGAACAGGUCAGCUAUCUCGAAAAUUGUGGGGCUCUAGCAAGCGUCUCAGCCAGAUUUCAGCUGGAGAAACUGAAUAUAAUACUCAAGAUUUCAAGUGAUUGUUCAUCUUCUGUUUAACUGAGUAGAAGUUUUUAAAUAACUUAAACUUGCUUUGUCACUUUAACCACAUCUCUUAACUUCUUGACGUGUUUGCUUUGGUUAUAUUAUUCUUCAUGAAAAAAUUCUAGGUAGGGCUGAAUUAAUAAUUCAAUGGGUAUGCAUAUGCUUUGCAUGUAGGAAACCCAGUUUAGAUUCUGGCAUCCCCAGGUUCUGCAAAUAGCACCUGAAGCACUUCUGGGUGUGUUCUUAAAGCAAAAAAAAUCCUUGUUUACAUUAUUGAAUUUGAUGAAGCAAUUUUUGGUUUAUACAAAGGUGAAUAUGAGAAGACACAUAUUACUAAUGAUUCGAUCCAUUUUUAAUAGCAAACUUCUCAGAAAAAGAAAUUUUAUUAAACCAGCUUAUUUUUCUAUAUAACAAAAUUUAAGAUAUUUCUAAUAAAGGUACAAAUAAGAUAAAUGUUAAGAGACAUAGCUAGUAAAUCAUAUUUAGUUCAUUGCUUUACUAUUUAUUGACUACCUUAUUAAAAUAUGUUUAUUUAUGUGGAAGUUUGAUUGAAGAUAGUAUUUUAAAGGCAUCUGUUGCAUACAUUUUUGUAUUUAGGACUAUUGAAACUGGUACAUUGGCUUGUUCUGCUACUACAUAGAUCAUUACUAAUGAGAAUUUACUGAAAUAUAUUUAUUAUUUUAAAAUAAUGGUUGAGUGAAAAUAAGUAACUAGAUAUAAACCAUACAGAUGUGUUUCUUUAUUAUUAUACAAAAAUAAAAUGCUUAUUAUGAUUUCUACACUUGGAUCCUUUAAAUAGUAUUGCAGCACAAUUUGUAUCUUGAAAGUUUAAAAUUUUUUCACUUGUUUUGCACUAAGUAAAUAUUGUUUACCCCCAAUAAUUUGAAGAAUUAGAAAUGGUACCCAAAUGUAUUACAUUUUUACCUGGGAUUUCUUUGUGAUGAGUGAAUUAAAAACGCAUGCAACUAGUCACUUAGUUAUAUUAAUUUUAGGAGAAGUAUAUAUUUCUGUUAUAUGUUACAUAUAAAUUUUAGGUUUUUACUUUAUUAUGCAUAUUUUAUUGUUAUGUUAAAUGAUUAAUUAUUCAGGUUAUUAAAGUGGAAGCCUGAUAGAGUUGUUUCGGUAAUUUAGAAUGUCAGAUUGAGAAGACACUGAUUUUUGCCAGUGCUGGGAAUCAAACCCAGGGUCUCACACAUGGAAGGCAAGUGUUCUAUCACUGAGCCACUGAUUAUUUUUUAGAAUUCAAAAGACGGUUAGCAAAAUUGUUUUUGCAAGGUUUUUACUAGGUCAUCAUAUGAGUUAGUCAGAGAGCUUAAAUACUUUCAUCUGUUCUUAAUCUGAGAUUGCAUAGGUUUGGAAAAUUCAUGAAUCCUCUGAAAUUAUGUAGAAAUUCAUUAUGUUAACUGCACUUUUUUUUUAAGGACUGAAUAGCUAGAUAUUUAAUAAGGUUUCUGUCGCCAGAGAAAAUGUCGCCAGGGAAAAAUGUUUUUAUAAUAUCUUCAUAAUAUUCUUUUUGAUUCCACAAAUCAUAGAUUUAUUUAUAUCCAGUUGUCUUUUAGUUCAAUAUUUAAUAAAUUUUUCUUCUGCA